Drosophila ananassae is the source of this 5334-nucleotide messenger RNA. RefSeq lists its product as uncharacterized. The transcript has 7 exons. Gene Ontology annotation, cellular component: cytoplasm. Gene Ontology annotation, biological process: organelle organization. NCBI's taxonomy places the organism in Eukaryota, Metazoa, Arthropoda, Insecta, Diptera, Drosophilidae. The record is from RefSeq and is a predicted model, not a curated record. The coding region runs from base 222 to 4826 and encodes 1534 amino acids.
UAUUUGAAAUUUAGAUCCAAGUUAUCGAUUCAUAGAUCCAAGCUAUCGGUUAUUAGAACCAAGUUCAGAACUCCCCCAGAAAAAUAUAAACAAACAAGUGAAAAUUCGAAAAUGGAUAUGUGCAGUCAAUGGCUAUCCUCAAAAUCCUCUAAAAUAAUAAUUUCAAACUAUUAAGGAAGUACGCCUUAUCGAAUAAACGUGUAAAAAGUUUAUUUACAGCCAUGGUGAAGAUCCUGCAGGCCUACAAUUUCUCCAGCCAGCAGACGUACGCCUUGAACGGCGACAUCCUGGCGGCAAGUCUGAUCGGCAACAACCGGAUUGCCAUCAGCAGUGCCGAGCAGUUCAUCGAGAUCUACGACAUAGCGGGCAAGCAGAAUCCCCUGGAGGACAACCAAGAGCAGGGACAAACAGCUCCAGAGGCGACGGGUGAGGCCCCAGCCGGAGGAGGGGAUGAACGAGCACCAAUCAGGAACACCUUGGCUACGGUUGGUGAGGUAGUCCAGUUGAUCUACUGCGAGGCGGGAAAGUACCUGCUAACCCUGGAGAAGGAACAGGCGGGCAGCCCCGUCCAUUCAUCUUCCACCAUUAGUUGCACCUCGAGCAGCAACACCAAUACUGUAUGCUCCGAGGAUGACACCAAGAUGUUCGUGCGCAUCUACGCGAACUUCUGGAAGUUCCCAGAUAGCCGGUUAAACGAGCUUCCCAUCACCAUCCGGAUAGCCUCGAUGACCACCCCGAAAACACCGCUGGCGGAGAGCAUCGACGUUAUCGAGCUGCCGCUUCGAAGUCCGCCAGAGUUGGUUCAGUGUUGUCAGACCUCGGGCAACAUCAUUGUCAGCAGCCGGGAUAGGAUCUACCUGUACGAGUACACGCAGUGCGUGCACGAGAAUACCCAGCCGCGGUUCGCCUUCAUCGACUUCCUGCCCUUUAAGUUUUUCGUGCAGCUUAACUUCGUGCCAUUGCGACUUUCUGUAGCGGAGAACGUUAUUGCCUGCAUGAGCCACCGAUACUGUGUUGCUUUCAAGGUGGUAGAUGCCCUGGCAAACCGCGCUAGUGGAGGGCAGGACGUAAGCUGCCUAGACAACGACUUCGGAGGCGGGGACGAGCCCUUGUCGGAGUCGCUUAGCUUGGGCAGCAAAGCCAGUGCUAGUGGUGCAGGAGGCGGGGUGAGCUCCAGCCACAGCCAACAGAGUUGUGAGAGCGACUCCCUGCAGUCAACCAGCAGCGGAAAGGCGCCUGUGGUUCUAAAUGGGGCACUGCCGGGUCGGUCCCCGUUGGAUUUUAAUGUGGCGAAGCUGGUAAACAACGCCUAUGGCAGAGAAUUCGAACCGGAGCUGCGCUCCCAAUGGGACGAGAUCGAUGGCGGUGGCAGCCGAGGGCAGGAUGACAAUCAGGAGAUCACCAUCAGUCCCCAGCGGGCGGCGGAUAUCAAGAUUAAGCUAGUCAACGAAGCCAAGGCCAUGAAUGUGCGAGGCAUUGCCGGCGGAAGUCACCUGGAGGACGCGUCGGUUCAGUACGACAUUCGCAAGCUGUUGCAGAUCUGCAUGAAGACCUCUGAAGCUCAGCCUCGUGUUUUGGACAUUUUUCGCUGCAUGGACCUGAAGGCCAUCUACCAGAGAAGCGGGCAGGGCGCGGACCUGGAAGACGACGAGUAUGACAUGGGGAACCAGCAAGUCCCCAGUGCGGUAACCACGUUCAAGCAUGUCAACCGCCGUACCCUUAAGUCGGCUCAGCACCAGCGAUGUGUGGGACACGCUCUUCUUGUGGCCAGCAGUGUCGAUGGCUACCUGUAUCAGUUCUCUUCACAAGGAAAGUGGGGAAGCGAAAACGAGAAGCCCGUCGCCAGCUACAGCUUCACAGCCCCUGUGAUCCAGGUGCACCUCAACGACUAUGUGGUGUAUGCGGUGACUUCCGAAUCCGUGGAGACGCACACAUCGCGUAUCGGACACAGGCUCUUUCACAACCGAUUCGAGUAUCCCUCGCUAGGCGGCCUUUUCCCGGAGGAGUCCGCCCCUGACGUGAAUUCGCCCAUUGCGGUUGUGGGGCUGGCGGCCUUUAUGCAUGUCCAGUUCGUCUGUGUGAACCGGGAACAGCUUGUGCUAAUUACGAACGCGGCGCUAGAGCAGCACAAGCGGCGAAGCACUAGCGAGGUGUCCGGUGUACAGAUUGUGCCUGUCAAGAAGAACAUUGCCGCCCGACUCCUGGCCGAAGCCAAGGCCAAGCACAACAGCUUACUGAGAAGCAGUAGUGCCUCCCAUUCAGCGACGGUGCCCAACGAAUGGACAUUGUACAGCCUGGAGGUGCCCCGGGUGGAGUGCAUCAUCGAGGAUCUCGAGGGCAUCGCGGAGUCGUAUCGCAGUGCGAGCAGCUCCAACUUUUACGAUCUCAUGGAGGAGGCGCACGUUAUGCUACGGCUCAGUCUCACGCUCCAGGGUGAGCGGCUCGGCGUUGAGCGAGAGCAGCUCUUGCGUAAAAUGUUCUCCGCUAAUUGCCGGAAGCUGGCAGAUUUCUCCAUACGUUCCACCAAGCAGGAGGUCUACCUGCAGGCUACAGGUUUCUACAAAAUGUGCCAGCUCCAGUUAGUUGACAUCUACAACAAUUACUUUGAGAAGAUUCUCAGCAGUGGAGAAGCAGAGGAUUCCACACAACUGGCAGGGCUGAUCUAUACGGUGAAGCUUUUUCUGCUCAGCCUGGGAACGGAUCGCUCUCGAUCUGCUUUCCUGAACCAGACAGUUCGGCCCUGCUUCACGCCUGCCCGCGUAAUUCCGCAGGGCUACCAGCAAGUUCCCAUUUCGCUGGAGUUCCUUAAUAUGUUCAUCCAGCAUGCCCCGUCGGAUAUAGCCCAGAUCAUGCUCAGCUCGCCAGUUGUGGCUGACUCCAUGAGCGGAGAGUUAAUCAACUACCUUAAGUACUUGAACAAACUAUCCCCCGACGAGAACCUAUUGCUGGCCGUGACAGCCUCCCGCAUGUCCAACUAUUUGCUGGCCCAGGAAACCGUAUCCAAGUCCACAAGGCGCAGCCUGGCUACUUCUCUGAUUCGUCACAAGAACGUCCUUUUCGACGACAGCACUGUGAUUUACCAGCGACGCCAGCCGCAAUCUGCUGAUUCGCAGGCGUCCAACUCCAGGGACAAGAACGGAAAGCUUCGCCGGGGAGCCGCCGGGGGAAGGAGUAAGCCGUCUGGGAACAGCACGCCUACUCACAAUGCCAUAGUGUCCUUCUCAGACUUCUGCGAGACGAUUCUGCUGACCAACGAGCAGCCAGCCCUGGUAGAGGCCAUCAGCGAUGUCUUCAUUCACGCCCUCUGCAUUGAGCAUAGCCUGCAACUAGAUGUUUUGUUGCCUCUUUUCCUCAACUUCAUCGCCUGUCACAUUGGACAGAAAGGCUACCAAACAUCGCAGAAGGUUCUGGCUACCGUGCUGCAGGUUUAUUACUAUGACAUCUUCGAUGUGAGCUCCGUGUUGCAGCCUCACGAGAUUCGGUCGCAAACUCCUCCGCAGCUGGAUGACGACUACGACGAGGAGUGCAGCAGUUCGCGGGCACCGUCGCUUCACAGUGAAGCAGACGCCCAGUCGUUGUCCAGUUCUUGUGCCAGCUCGGCGCAUGAUGAGCGUUCGACGAGCGUUUCGAUUAGUGGCAGGCAGCAGCGAAUUGUUUACGAUCAGCUGCAGGAACAACAGGCAUCCCCCUUUCAGAAGCGCAGCUCAAAUGCAUCGCUCUCCCAGCCGCAACCAGAUGAUGAUGCGGCAGCCACUAAUCUCAAGGGCCUCAAGAUUCUGUUUCGAAUGUACAUGGGCCGGCUUAAGACCCUCAGUGAUCACAUAACCGACCUGCAAUCCGCAGAUGUGGAGCAGCAGACGAGCCGCGAAGAGUUCAUCAAUAUGCGCAUGGAGUGCAUCUCUUAUAUGCUAGGCAUGGCACCCAACUAUUGCCACAAACCGGUCGUUAAGAGUCCCAACGAUCCCUUGGCCGGCAAGCUGAUCUACGUACCCCUAAUUCCCGACUACAAACUGCCGGAGGGCGAGGAAUACGAUCGCCAUAUCAAGAGUUACAUUCGACCCGUUCCUUGUCUGCUAGAAAGGCCGCAGUACCUGAACCGCCUGCCGCCCUUCGAGCGCAGCGACUUCAGCUACCCCAACAAGGACGAGGGCGAGUUCGAAGUGCGCUUCCUCAGUUGGCACAACGAGCUGCUAGCCCUCACCCUAAAGAUCCAGAGCCUACUUGCUUCCAGCAAGGUGGAUCGCGAGAUUGUGACCGAGUUUCUGGCAUUCAUACAAAAGUCGCCGCAUCUGAUGGGUAUUGACAGUUUCCUGGUAAUCGUAUUGCCCAAGAACUUGGCCAUCAACUAUCUACUGGGUUUCUGUCCCACUUAUCUCUGGCAGUAUGGCAAGUCAUGUGGAUUUACACCAAAACACUGGGAGAGCCUGUUGCGAAAGAUUCUCAGUAAGCAGGAGGCGCUGCCCAAUUGGAAGGCCUAUCUUACAGAGAUUCUUAACAACCUAGUGACGGAACUCAGUUUUGAGGAGUUACUGCAGUGCUUCCCCAGCGAAGUUAUUCAGAACCGAAACACAGCCCAGUACUUCGCCAAGGAAUUCGCUGAGACCUGUGUGCUCUACCAGCAAGAGGAGCUCGUCUUUAUGACUCCGGAUCGGAAGGAGGGCUCCAGGGAUCACAUGCCGAUGGACAACAUAGACGAGGACAAUGUGUUCGAGCUAACACUGCGCAAGGCAGUGGCCAAGCAGCGGAGCAUCGCCCUGAGGUCCAUGAUCGAGUCGACGGGCACCCAGCUGUUUGACGCCACCAGUAACCCCAUGUACAACCUGUAGGCGGGCUGCAUUCCACUUUAAACCAGUUUAAAGCAUAAUUAUCACAUUGCAAAUCGAUGAGAUUGAUUGAUAUUAACUUAGCGUCGUAGAGAACACGGUAUAUUGUUUGCAUCCCGUGUAUUCACCGUUUAGAGUGCACUAUUUACGACAUGUAUUUGGUAGGUUUAGGAACACCCGUAACGAGGCAUUAUUUAUUGACAGUUUUGUGUGACUCAAACGCAACAUUCGGAUACUUAAUCUAGGGAAGAUUUAUUGUGCGAGACGGGGAAAAACUCCACCGCUCUGAUGCGGUGGAGAAACUCUACCGCUUUGAUGCGGUAUUUGCCAUAUUGAACCAGUUAGGCGAUGGAAAGUUGCUGGGCGUUCUUUCCACUCGAAUCCGUAUUCGUAUUCGUACGAGUCUCAUAUUGUAUUUAAUUUGAACUAAGCUUUAGUACCCUUGAAGUAUUUUUAUGUAGUUUGUCUCUCUAUCUACCCUCACCCAAACACUGAUAACAAGAAAACAUGA